AUGGAAUACACACCCCCACCAUCAUACAACUCAAUUGAUUUAGAGUCGCAAGCCAAAACUGGCGGUGUAUCUGAACGCUACGGUACAACGGCGCUCUCUUGCGGACUAUGGGGGCUUACUACGGUACUUUCUGCGCUGACUAUCCACUACGACAGCUCGGGAUCACUGGUAUCUCUUGGGGUGACAAUUCCAACGUUACUUACACUAUUCUACGUUGUGUUCCAUAUCAAUAACAGGAUUCAGGAUGGAAGUAAGUGGAUUUGGACGUGUAUUUCGUACUUUCCUGCUUUGCAACUAUUCAUAUCGGCGCUUAUUUUUUUCUCUGACAGGGGUGUUUGGCACUGGUUUACGGUGUGUCUGUUCAGUUGUACCCUUAUCACGAUAGUACUAAUAUAUUGCUCGUGGCAAACUAUAGAAGAAUGGGAGCAAGAUGCAGACUGGGAAGCCAGGAACCAAUUUGUUAUCUAUGGGAUACCGCUUAUGGCCAUUGCAGCAUUGUAUCUAACGGCUAUAGUGCCGCCCAGAUGGAUCGCAACCGCGUACUUCCUAUACCUUUCUGUGUUGCUUUCUCUCACCACAAAAAACCUCUAUUUAAAUACUGAGUUGGAGCAUGUACUUUUUUCCAAUAUGCGUAUAAACGCUAUAAUGUUCUUUAUGUUCCUCUCGUUUUCUAGCCUCUGA
Messenger RNA from Eremothecium cymbalariae DBVPG#7215, 681 nucleotides. RefSeq lists its product as uncharacterized. Lineage: Eukaryota; Fungi; Ascomycota; Saccharomycetes; Saccharomycetales; Saccharomycetaceae. The transcript has a single exon. Bases 1 to 681 code for a protein of 226 amino acids. The record is from RefSeq and is a predicted model, not a curated record.